GGUAGUUAUCCAUCAGCGAGGUUGUGCUAGGGACCGCUUUCGGCGUUCUUAUGGGACCGUAUGGCUUGGGUGUCUUUGACCCUCGCUCUUGGGGACUAUCCCACAAAGUUACCCUGGAAGUUAUGCGGAUAGUGCUGGCGAUUGGACUGUUUGCGAUUGGGGUCGAGCUGCCUAGGAACUACAUGAAAAAACACGCGAAGGGACUGCUCGUGAUGGUUGUACCUACUAUGGCUUUCGGGUGGGUAACUGUUGCGUGUGUUCUGAGGGUCUUUUUCCAUAAUUUGACUUUUGUGUCAUGCUUAGCUAUUGCAGCAUGCCUUACACCAACAGAUCCUAUCAUAUGUGCAGCAAUUGUCGGGGGCCAGUUCGCCUUGAAACACGUCCCUGUCCAACUUCGACAUAUGUUGUCUGCAGAGGCUGCAGUGAAUGAUGGGCUUGCGUAUCCCUUCUUGUCGAUAUCGAUCUACCUCACUGUUGAAUCUUCGAAGCGAGUUGCUGUUGAGAAGUGGCUAAUCAUCGGAUGGUUAUACGAAGUAAUUUUGGGAGUUGCCUUGGGCGCUAUACUGGGUCUGACGUUCUCCUGGUUAAUGAAGACAUCACUGCGCAAGGGCUAUAUCGACCACGAGUCAUACAUUGCACAGUAUCUAGCCCUGACAUUCUUUACCGUCGGAAUUGCAAGCACCGUUGGAAGUGACGAUUUGCUCGCUGCAUUUGCUGCAGGCACCGCUGUGUCGUGGGAUGGAGAUUUUAAUAUACAGACUGAAGGCGAGGCUUUCGCAUCGGUUAUGGAUCUGAUGCUUAACUGCGGGUGUUUUGUAUAUAUCGGGGCAUGGCUGCGGUUUGAAGUAUUUGACGACCCGUUGCUGGGGAUUACACCUGGAAGACUGGUGGUUCUCUUCAUCGUGAUACUGGUGUUGAGAAGGGUUCCUUCGCUGUUGAUGUUGUACAGAUGGAUACCCGAGAUUAAGUCAUGGAGGGAGGCACUCUUUGUUGGACAUUUUGGACCUAUGGGAGUCGGGGCUAUCUUCGUUUCUACGCUUGCCUUGACGAGGUUGCCGGAACCUCAAUACCCUCCGCAGAACCAGCAGGAACUCUUAGCGGCUACGCUGCAACCGAUCGUUUCCUUCGUGGUGCUGGGAAGUAUAAUCAUACGUGAGUGCGAUAGGCUUUUUUAAUUAGCAAUAGUCGAGUGCGAUAAAUUUUCAGAUGGCCUGUCGAUUCCAUUCUUUUCUUUUGGCAGGAAAUUCUCGCGUACAAUAGACCCCUCGGCACAAGAUUCGCCUCAGUGGCUGUUGCCGGAAGGUAAUAG
Messenger RNA from Desarmillaria tabescens, 1309 nucleotides. RefSeq names its product Sodium/hydrogen exchanger. Gene Ontology annotation, cellular component: plasma membrane. Gene Ontology annotation, molecular function: sodium:proton antiporter activity. The transcript has 9 exons. The record is from RefSeq and is a predicted model, not a curated record. The coding region runs from base 51 to 1175 and encodes 374 amino acids. Lineage: Eukaryota; Fungi; Basidiomycota; Agaricomycetes; Agaricales; Physalacriaceae. Gene Ontology annotation, biological process: regulation of membrane potential; proton export across plasma membrane; intracellular potassium ion homeostasis.